Molecule: messenger RNA, 2578 nt
Organism: Neogale vison (American mink)
Lineage: Eukaryota; Metazoa; Chordata; Mammalia; Carnivora; Mustelidae
Gene: HTR3B
Product: 5-hydroxytryptamine receptor 3B
Exons: 13
Coding region: 786-2048 (420 amino acids)
Biological process (GO): regulation of membrane potential; chemical synaptic transmission; monoatomic ion transmembrane transport
Cellular component (GO): synapse; neuron projection; postsynaptic membrane
Molecular function (GO): transmembrane signaling receptor activity; extracellular ligand-gated monoatomic ion channel activity; neurotransmitter receptor activity
Source: RefSeq, a predicted model, not a curated record
CAGAGCUGUGGGCUCCCGGGAAAUGGUCCUGCCAAAUGCGGACGCUGAGCUCCGCGGUACAGUUCUCGGCGCUCUGCCCUCAAGAACCCACUCAUCUGUAGGAGCCGCUGCUGCCUCAAGCCUGCCCGCAGAAGAGCUCCAACUGCCCUCCACCUGGGAACCCGUGUGGGGACCGCGCGCGCAGUGGUUUCCCACCUGGCCGCGCCGCCGCUUCGAAGUCCGGGAACAGGAAGGACUCCCGCGGUCUUCCAGGGCCGGCGGAGGCUGAGCGCUGCGGCCUGUCCCCAGACGGGCCAGCCCUUCCACGCACGCUGGCACCCUUUUGGCUGUCCCCAGUGUAUGCGGAGACCCGGCGUGGAAGAGCCCCUUUCAGGGGUAGCGUUCUACCAUGUUCCCGGUGCAGGCCCCUGGCAGCAUCCUGGGUGGCUUUCUAGUCUGCAUGUGGGCACAGCUUGUGGCACGAGGAAACCCGUACGGUGCAGGGGCGGCUCCCCUGGGAGGAGACCUGGCCAGUCUCGGGAGCCUGGGCCAUGACUACGGCUGCUGCUUCCUUACCUGGAGACCCAGAGGCGCCCCUUUCCUUGACAGUGCUUGCCCCGGGCUUUGGAGCAGUAGGAUCUGGAAGCUGGAGCCUCAGGCUGAUGAUGGUCAGAGUAACAAGAAACUUAAAACCAAAGGAACAAGGUGCCCAACAGAUCAUCUGGACUCUUCAGCCAUUUCUUUGAGGAGCUGCAACGCCGUAGAAGGGGGUGUCACUUGCUUUAAGGAGUACAGAAACCCUAGCCAUGGACAUGCCUCAUCCCACGAACCCUGCUCUGUAUCGUCUCACCAAGCACCUACUACAGAAAUAUCACAAGGCAGUGAGGCCAGUUCACGACUGGACUGAGGCCACCACGGUGUAUCUAGAUGUGCUUGUCCACGCCGUUUUGGAUGUGGACGCACAGAACCAAAAAUUGAAGACAAGUAUAUGGUACCAUGAGGUUUGGGAUGAUGAGUUUUUAUCCUGGAACCCCAGCAUGUUUGAUGAGAUUAGAGAGAUCUCUCUACCUCUAAGUGACAUCUGGGCGCCUGACAUCAUCCUCAAGGAGCUUGUGGACUUCGAAGGAUCACCCAACCUUCCGUAUGUCUAUGUGAACUCAUCUGGGACCAUUAAGAACUCUAAGCCUAUCCAGGUGGUCUCUGCAUGCAGUUUAGAAACCUACGCGUUUCCGUUUGACAUCCAGAACUGCAGCCUGACCUUCAGUAGUGCUCUGCACACAGUGCACGACGUCAACCUGGCCUUCCUGAGGAGCAGAGGAGACAUGAAGCAUGACAAGAAGGAAUUUUUGAAUGACAGUGAGUGGGAGCUUCUCUCUGUGUCCUCAUCGCACAACAUCCUACAGAGCUGUGCUGGAGAGUCUGCCCAGAUUCAGUUUCACGUGGUGAUUCGCAGGCGCCCACUGGUCUAUGUUGUGAGCCUGCUGAUUCCCAGCAUCUUCCUAAUGCUCGUGGAUCUGGGGAGCUUCUACCUACCACCCACGUGUCGUGCCAGGAUUGUGUUCAAGACCAGCGUGCUGGUGGGCUACACCGUCUUCAGGGUCAACAUGUCUGACGAGAUGCCCAGGAACGCACUGAGCACCCCUCUGAUUGGGGUCUUCUUCGCGGUCUGCAUGGCCUUCCUGGUUAUCAGCUUAUUUAAGUCCAUCCUGUUGGUCAGUUUCCUCCAUGACGAGUGGAGCGCCGGGCAGGAAUGGCCCCUCUUGUGCCUUCAAGGGGACACUGAUGCUGAUGGGCCUAGGACAGAUCCCAGAGCCCAGCUUGCUGGGGCAACAGAGCCCCCCUUCUGUCAAGAACACCAGGUCCAGCCAGGGACCAUGAAGGAGGUCUGGUUCCAGCUGAGGUCCAUCAGCACCUACUUCCAAACCUGGGAGCAGGCGGAGCAGCAGGAGGUUACGUGGCUGGCCCUCCUGCAGCGUUUUGACCGACUGCUCUUCCAAGCCUACGCCGUGGUGCUGGGACUCUACGCCGUCACCCUGUGCUCCCUGUGGGCACUGUGGGCCAGCUUGUGAACACCGGGGCCUGCUGCGCUCUCGACACGUGGGGCAGCCUCGAGGGUUUCCUUGGGGGUGGAGAUGGGGGCACAUGGGUUAACAAGCUCCUCACUUCUUAUUGCCUCUUGUCCUUCAGUGCAGGAGCUCACAGCUGAGGGGACACUGCAUGACCCAGGAUCAGGCAUUCUGGAAGAAAGUGCCCAGACAUCUCAAGGUCUACAGUGUAAAGGAAGCCUGCCUUCUUAUUCUGGUUCGCUCCCCCAGAGUGACCACCAUUAGCCAUCUCGUUCAGAACAUGCCUAGGUAUAUUACAUACAUUCAUGUUUUGAGGGUUGUUUUUUCUUUAAGCAAAAGACCACUUCAUUCCCCAGUUCUUUCUUGGUCAUUCAGUCAACCAUAAAAAUGUUUACUGACUGUCAGUUAAGUCCUAGGUGUUAUGUCAGGCACACCAGAGAGUACAAAAUCCAUCAGUCGCAGAUCAUUCUUCACUUGACUUGAUUCCCAGGGUCAACCUUGCACAAAGCAGAAUGCAAGAUUCACACCAUACA